CCGACAACAUCAUCUCGAAACCGACUCCUAUUUCCGACCGCAACACACGUCGAAAUGGGUGACGCCGAUAUCUCAACGAGCAAGUGGAGACUGGUCGAGGUCGGCCGCGUCGUGCUCUUCGGUUCAGGCCCGUAUGAGGGACGGUUAGCGACCAUUGUCGAGAUCAUCGACCACAAGCGUGUGCUCGUUGAUGGACCCUCCAAGGACGCCACGGUUCCCCGACACGCCGCGAGCCUCUCUUCCCUAUCACUGACUCCAAUCGUCAUUCCCAAGCUCCCGCGCGCGACCGGUAAUGGAGUCGUCAGGAAGCUGUGGGAGUCAGAGAAGGUGGACGAACAGUUCGCGGAGAGCACCUGGGCAAAGAAGCGGGCUCAGUUCCAGAAGCGGAAACAGCUCAACGACUUUGAGAGAUUCAAGGUCAUGAAGUUGAGGAAGCAGGCACGAUUUGAGGUCCGCAAGACCCUCUCCAAGCGAGAAAAGGCCGAAAGCUCCAACCUCACCUUUGGCUGCGGUGCCCACCACCUUGCCUCCUCCACCACCCACGACAUCAUGGCAAACCCGCGCAUUGAAGAACUCCCAGACGAGCCUGAGAGCAAGGGCCCGCAGGUUGAGGAUGCGGAGUCUAGCUCCGACUCCGAGGUCGAGGCUGCUGGUGAGGCUGGCAUCCCCGCUGGUGCUUCCGUCGCCGUGCACUCCCGCAACGAGAAGAAGGCUCGCAAGGCGAUUGCCAAGCUUGGGUUGAAGCAUGUCGAGGGCAUUACUCGGGUUACGCUCCGACGACCGAAGAAUAUUCUCUUCGUGAUCAACCAGCCAGAUGUGUACAGGUCGCCCUCGAGCAACACUUGGAUCAUCUUCGGCGAAGCCAAGAUCGAAGACUUGAAUUCCCAGGCCCAAGCCUCCGCCGCCCAGCAACUCGCCAAUGCCAACGCUGAGGCCGCGCACGACCACUCCGGCCACGACCAUGACCAUGACCACGACCACAAGGCCGUCGAGGACAAGAAGGAGGAGGAGGAGGAGGAUGAUGACGGCGAGGAGGUGGACGACUCUGGGCUUGAGGCGAAGGACAUUGAGCUCGUCAUGCAGCAGGCGAGUGUGUCAAGGAAGAAGGCCGUCAAGGCACUCAAGGAGAAUGACAACGAUAUUGUCAAUUCUAUUAUGGCGCUCAGCAUAUAGGCCUGCCUGUGAGACCGGAUUGGCGUGACGGCUUCCUCUCGUUGUUUUGAGGCGUAGGAACUUAUCAAUCAUGUAUAAGAGGCUCUCAAAAAUGGAUCUUACAUGUCACU
Lindgomyces ingoldianus is the source of this 1283-nucleotide messenger RNA. RefSeq names its product NAC-domain-containing protein. Bases 55 to 1173 code for a protein of 372 amino acids. Lineage: Eukaryota; Fungi; Ascomycota; Dothideomycetes; Pleosporales; Lindgomycetaceae. Gene Ontology annotation, biological process: translation; protein targeting to membrane. Gene Ontology annotation, molecular function: structural constituent of ribosome. The record is from RefSeq and is a predicted model, not a curated record. The transcript has 7 exons. Gene Ontology annotation, cellular component: nascent polypeptide-associated complex; ribosome; cytoplasm.